Messenger RNA from Myxocyprinus asiaticus (Chinese sucker), 1551 nucleotides. RefSeq names its product immediate early response 3 (gene ier3). The record is from RefSeq and is a predicted model, not a curated record. Lineage: Eukaryota; Metazoa; Chordata; Actinopteri; Cypriniformes; Catostomidae. The coding region runs from base 84 to 719 and encodes 211 amino acids. Gene Ontology annotation, biological process: negative regulation of apoptotic process. The transcript has a single exon.
CAAGCUGAAGUCAGAGAAGUCAAUCUAAAAACUAGACAACGACAGACACAGAGCAAAGAACGCAGAACUGACCUAAACUAAACAUGUUAUCCAGAUCAGACAGCCUGGUCUUCACCUUCCCGGCAAACUCUUUCUUCCAGUCGCAGCCACCGCAGUUUGAUUUCAGACCGAUCGUGGCGCGCAACACCGAGCCGGAGAUCUUCACAUUCGAGCGGAUCCCGCAGCAGCAGCAGCCGCUCCCUGGCCGCGGAGCUCCGGUGCGCCCUCGCAAGAGGAACACCCGCGUCAUGUACCCCUCAAAGGUGCGCAAAUAUCUACCACCGCCCGAGAAGAGCCCCGCUAAACGCUGGCUGCUCAUCCUGUGCCUGGUGGUCUUAUUGCAGAUCUACACAGAGGAUGAAUCCGUGGAGACCACGCAGAAUGAAGGACCAACCUUCACCGAUGCCACAUCAUACAACGUUCUUUCCUUCCAGUCUCCAGAAGAGCAAGCCAGACAGAUGAUGGGGAACUGUCCUGAGGACUUUACCCAGAUGUCUAACAAGCAGCUCCAGGCCAACAGCGACGAGAAGGAUGGCAAGAACUCUUGGUUUCUGAACACUACAUGCCCGAGCUCAAGCUGGGAAGAAGAAAUGACAGUGCUCUACCAGCAAAGCCGGAGGAAUGGAUACGUGGUGGCUCUUCUCUACCCGGUGUACCACACACUUGGCUCAGAGAACUGAAAGAACUGAGAUAAUAGACUGUGGAGAAACAAAAUCACGACUUUGAACCUUCUUGGUUUAAGAAGUUGAAGAAAUAGGCUCCUGUGGUACCAAGAGAACCUCAACAAGGCGAAGUGAUGGAACACAAGCUGAGGAGACAUUUGAUGGACUGACUUGAACUUUAUAAUGGAAUGAAACUUGAAUGGCUCAUUUAGAUCUACUUGAAGUUCCCUAAAUAAGUGUGGACAUUUACAAGCAGCCUUACAAGUAGACCCGUUUUAUGUCUAAAGUGUGCAUGAGGAUGUCACAGUGAUCAUUUGUGUUGCUGAACGCUGCCGCUCACAGAAAUACUUGAAUCUGACAUUUUAUAGAUUAAAUGAAGAAAUGUUUGCUGUAGCUAUUUAUUCUGUUAUUUAUUUAUUGUUAUUGACUUAUUUAUUUCGUAUUGCCUUGUGAAAAUAAAUGUGACACAACUUCUAAACUUCUUUUAUUUCUUUAUAAUAUUAUUAGUGAUUACAAUGAGUCUCACUACUUGGCUCAAAAUUCAUCAACUUCUCAGUUCCACCUCUAUGAUUCACAUAGUACAAGACUAAUUAAUAUAUACUAACGUCUAAUUGUAACAUUAUAUGAUACUUAGACAUAUACAUUUUCUGACAUGUAUCAUAAUUUACUGAUCUACAUGAACAAAUAUGCAAAAUUACAUUUAUUGUUAAGGUAUUAAAGUAGAUAUUCAUCAUGAUAUCAUCAUUUUAACACCAGCAAUAAAUAAUAACAUGAUUUACAAGCAUAAUAAAUUCAAAUAUGUAUUAAGGGCUGUGAUGUUCACAUUAUGAAUAAAGUUACAAUGACCACA